AUGAUAGUCAAUGCAACUUUAAAGGUGAAAAGAAGAGGUUUAACAAAAGCAAAUAACAAUGCUUUAAGUGUCAAAGAUUCUGUCAUUUUGCAAGAGUGUCCAAAGCAAACAAGAAGGAACCUCAAGGGAUAUGAAGCCAAGGUUGCAAGACAAGAGUUUGAUGAGGAAAAUAAACUUUUGGUCAUGAUCAUGGAAGAAGAAUGCAACAACAGGUUACAUGCAGAAGAAAAUGUCAUGGUGACUGUGCGAGAAGGAGUUCAGUGCAGCGAAGAAUGGUAUUUAGACUCGGGCUGCUCUACUCAUAUGACGGGGAGGAAGGAUUGGUUUGUUAAAAUCAAUCGUGCCAUGAAGAACAAAGUGAAGUUCGCGAGUGACACCACUCUUGCGGCCGAUGGGAUCCGUGAUGUUUUGAUCAUAUGA
Molecule: messenger RNA, 420 nt
Organism: Lathyrus oleraceus (garden pea)
Lineage: Eukaryota; Viridiplantae; Streptophyta; Magnoliopsida; Fabales; Fabaceae
Exons: 2
Coding region: 1-420 (139 amino acids)
Source: RefSeq, a predicted model, not a curated record